Messenger RNA from Lynx canadensis (Canada lynx), 853 nucleotides. It is a transcript of the gene GJC3, whose product is annotated as gap junction protein gamma 3. Gene Ontology annotation, cellular component: connexin complex. The record is from RefSeq and is a predicted model, not a curated record. The coding region runs from base 16 to 804 and encodes 262 amino acids. Lineage: Eukaryota; Metazoa; Chordata; Mammalia; Carnivora; Felidae. The transcript is spliced from 2 exons. Gene Ontology annotation, biological process: cell communication.
CUGCUCCCUAACAGGAUGUGUGGCCGGUUCCUGAGGCAGCUGGUGGCUGAGGAGAGCCGGCACUCCACCUCCGUGGGACGCCUCCUGCUCCCUGUGCUCCUGGGGUUCCGCCUUGUGCUGCUGGCUGCCAGCGGGGCCGGGGUCUACAGCGACGAGCAGAGUGAAUUCGUGUGUCACACCCAGCAGCCAGGCUGCAAGGCCGCCUGCUACGAUGCCUUCCAUCCCUUCUCCCCACUGCGCUUCUGGGUCUUCCAGGUCAUCUUGGUGGCUGUGCCCAGCGCCCUCUACAUGGGUCUCACUUUGUAUCAUGUCAUCUGGCUUUGGGAAGAGUCAGGAAAGGGGAAGGAGGAGGAGACUCUGAUCCGCCAAGGGGAGAAGAGCAGAGAUGCCUCCGGUCCUGGAAGCCCCAGGCUGCUCUGGGCCUAUGUGGCACAGCUGGGUGUGCGGCUGGUCCUUGAGGGGACAGCCUUGGGGGUACAGUACCAUGUGUAUGGGUUCAACGUGCCCAGCUCCUUUGCAUGUCGCCGAGAGCCUUGCCUUGGUAGUAUAACCUGUUACCUGUCCCGCCCGUUUGAGAAGACCAUCUUCCUAAAGACCAUGUUUGGGGUCAGUGGGCUCUGUCUCUUGUUCACGCUUUUGGAACUUGUGCUCCUGGGCCUGGGGCGAUGGUGGAGGGCCCGGAAGCACAGAUCUCCCCCUUCUAACUACUCCCCAACUUCAGAGAGCACCAGAAGACACAAGAAACCGACUGAAAACUUCCCAGUGGUGGAGACCAAAGAGUCAUUCCGAGAAGCAGAGUUAUGAAGCCACCUGGUUCGCCUCUGAAGGGAACUCUGCGAUUGGAUCUUCUUCC